UGAGGGGCCCAAACAACCGUUUCCUCCUUUCCACAAAAGUUACAAAGAUCAAGUGCCGCCCACCUAAUUCCAGAAAGUCUGUGCCAGACUAUUAUCUCCAUGUGCCUUUACCUCUGUCAUUCAGCUUUACAUCAUAUGCUAAUGAUCUGAUGUGAACUAGAAAUAUUGUUCAAGUUAUCCAUUGUUGGUGGAAUACUCACUCUGUAAAUGAAAGGUUGUUUUGUAAGCAGAUCCGUUGUUAAUGGAAAUUGUGUAUGGAAUCUCUAGGAGAAUCCAUUGUUAAUGGAAGCUGUGUAAGGAAAAUGUUGAAGAUUCCACGACGAAUAAUGGCAGCAGGGGAGAAUGGCGAAGAAUCGAUGCCACACGCAAUGCCAGAUGAUGUGAUAGAGAUAAUUGUGGCCUUCCUUCCUAUCUCAGAUCUUCCCAGAGCGGCUCUCGUCUGCAAGCAAUAGCGUUAUUUCAUCGCAACUAGUCCCAUUCGUAGAGGGAUCUCUCAUUCCAUUCACAAAUGCAAACCUUGGCUAUUUCUCUUCGGAGCCAAGAAAAGACGAGGUCUGGGGUUCGAUCCCGUGGCCCACAGGUGGAUCCGUCUGCCGCCGUUCAGCCUAAAUCCCGACGAACAAGAUGUAAUCUUUAUGGAAGGCGAUGGAUUUAUAUUUUUCUUUUCAGGCAAUCGUUUUAAAUUCAUGGACAGUUUCUUAAAUCCGCGGAAAUGGCAAGAGAGGGCUGCAGCUAUGCAGGUGUGGCGACAGAACCCGCUCAUUUGCCACGAUCGAGGAAAAUUAAUUAUGAUUGGGGGAGUUCAUGAGUUGGAAGAAAAUCCAUUGAGCGUGGAGAUGCUUGACCUGAAAUCAGGGGAGUGCGCAAUGUGCGAUCCAGUGCCAGGGGAAUUCAGACAAAGCGCUUCGUCCACCUGGCUUUCUUCGGCCGUCUUCAAUGGCAAAAUUUAUGUAUUGGAAAAAUGGAAUGGAGAUUUCUGUUGUUAUGAGUUGCAGAGCAAGCGCUGGGGAAAUGUGAUGUGUGUGAGAUCGCUUGCGUCGUCUUCUUCUUUUCAAUGUAUUAAAAAUUUCUGUUUAGCGUGCAGGAUUGGAUUGAUUUUAGGGGGAUUAAUCAAGGAAAAUGGAGAUCUGAGUUUCCGGAUGUAUAUUGUGGAGGAGAAUAAGAUGGAGCGUAAAGAGGGCACGGAAUUACGAAUGCCUGCUGAAAUGCUGAAAUUGAUUGCAGGCAGAGAAAGGAGCGAGGAAGAAGAAGAGGAAUACUUAUCAUCAUAUGCAGAGCACAUCGAAUGCAGAGGCGCAGGGUAUCUGGUUUAUGUAUUCAGCAAAUCUGGGUACGUGAACAGAAGGCGCGUUUGCUUUGUUUGAUUUCAGCAGAGGCGUUUGGGAGAUGAUGGCGGUUUGUGCAUGGAUUGGCGAGAGAGGGUAUUAUUUGUUAGUUGUUCUGUUACGUUUGAGGAGACAUCGCUGUUUUUUUUCAGAAGAGAGCCGCUAAACGAAACAAUUCUUUGGAGAUUUUUCCUUCUCUCUGAAUAUUUUUUAUUGUAGUCGGAUGAAUAACAGAUCGUCAUCUUUUUCUUUUCUUUUAAUUCCAAAUUAUUGGUGAAGUUUCAAAUUUCUGCCGAUUUGAUGUAAGACAUGAACGUCAUGAGUCGUUCUGAAAAUUCUAAUAUAUAUGUUUGUACAAUUAAUAGCUUCAA
Molecule: messenger RNA, 1696 nt
Organism: Cryptomeria japonica (Japanese cedar)
Lineage: Eukaryota; Viridiplantae; Streptophyta; Pinopsida; Cupressales; Cupressaceae
Product: F-box/kelch-repeat protein At3g24760-like
Exons: 1
Coding region: 636-1364 (242 amino acids)
Molecular function (GO): protein binding
Source: RefSeq, a predicted model, not a curated record